Molecule: messenger RNA, 732 nt
Organism: Alternaria atra
Lineage: Eukaryota; Fungi; Ascomycota; Dothideomycetes; Pleosporales; Pleosporaceae
Exons: 2
Coding region: 1-732 (243 amino acids)
Molecular function (GO): hydrolase activity
Source: RefSeq, a predicted model, not a curated record
AUGUCUUGUGAUAACUGCAAGACCGGCUUCAAGUGGAAUGGCGAGUCCGUCGGCAAGGUGACAAAGCUCGACCAGAUUGACUGCUAUGUCACCGGCGACAACAAGGAUGCCGCUGUCCUCAUUAUCACCGACGUCUUCGGUUGGACUCUUCCCAACAUCCGCAUUCUGGCAGAUCACUAUGCGAAGGAAGCCAAUGCGACCGUCUACGUACCCGAUGUUUUCGGCGGCGAAGUCGUAGACCCAGACGCGCUAUCCGACCCCGAGAAGCAGAAGAAGUUCGACCUCAUGGCCUUCCUUGGCCGUAACACCAAGGAAAUCCGCUGGCCCGAGAUCAAGCAGCACGCUCAAACUCUCAAAUCGCAAUACAAGAAGGUCGCUGCCAUCGGUUUCUGCUACGGCGGCUGGGCAUGCUUCAAGCUUGCUGCUGAGCCCUCCCUCAUCGACGCCAUCUCGACCGCUCACCCAUCGCUUCUCGAGAAGUCCGAGAUCGAAGGCGUCAAGGUGCCUGUACAGAUCCUCGCCCCUGAGAACGACUUCGCAUACACAGAAGAGCUGAAGAAGGCUACACUGGAGAUACUGCCAAAGACUGGUGUGCAGUGGGAGUACAUCUACUUCCCUGGUCUACAGCACGGCUUUGCUGCGCGUGGCGACCCCAACAACCAGCAGCAGAAGGAUGGCUUGGAGAGGGCCAAGAGGAGUGCUGUGAACUUCUUCAACGAGUUCUUGCACUAG